Molecule: messenger RNA, 342 nt
Organism: Hyaloscypha bicolor E
Lineage: Eukaryota; Fungi; Ascomycota; Leotiomycetes; Helotiales; Hyaloscyphaceae
Product: putative 37S ribosomal protein MRP2, mitochondrial
Exons: 3
Coding region: 1-342 (113 amino acids)
Biological process (GO): translation
Cellular component (GO): ribosome; mitochondrial small ribosomal subunit
Molecular function (GO): structural constituent of ribosome
Source: RefSeq, a predicted model, not a curated record
AUGUCGAUGUUCAGAGCCAAAAGACUCGACCUUGGCUGCUUCGUCAAUGUCAAGGUGAUCCGCGAUCACACCAAGCGCAAGGUGUUCGCAGAGCACGAGCCGGAACGACAAGCUCUGCGGUACAUCAUUCGCAACCUCAGCCUGCCUGCAAGGACACGCGCCCAGGCGCAACUUCAACUGGCGCAAAUGCAUUGCUAUACACGCCCGACGCAGAUUCGGAAUCGGUGUAUUGAGGGAGGGAAGGGGAGAGGUGUGUUGAGGGAUUUUAAGAUGACGAGGUACAAUUUUCGAAUGAAUGCGCUGGCGGGGAGCAUACCGGGUGUGAAGAAGGCUGCGUGGUAG